CGGCGGUAAUAUUUUAUCGCUUUGCCCCGGGAAUUCUGACUCCGCCGCCCCGAUGCCAGCCGCCGCCGGGCCGCUGCGCCCCUGCCGCCGCCCAGGCCGUAGCCACGACCCGCGGACCUAGCGACCCAAGGUUGUCUUGGCACCUGCAGGGGGAGUGCUGGAGGCACUGGUUACACCUGGCACCUGUCUGCACACCUGUACCUGUCUGCACACCUGUACACACACCUGUCCACCGACAGGUGACUUCAGCUGUCAUCACACCAAAACUGGUGGGAACUGUGUAUACGUCGGUGUUUAAAGGUUAGACAUCCAGGUUUGGACCCUCCUAUUCCCAUCCUCACAAGACUGAUGACAUCAUGAUGCACACGGCACGCUCUGUUUUGCACACGUCCCCCUUCUCCUCCCCACCCCUGGCCCUCCUCCAUCUCCUCUCCUCCUGGCUGCUGUUGCCGGGUUACCACAGCUUCGGCGGCCUCAUGUGCGGCUUCCGCCUCCUCUCGUCUGAGUUUCCGUGGCAACACUGGUUCAUCGCCCGGACAGUGUUUGUCAGCCCAGUCUUUGCUUUCCUCAUGAUCCUGACCCUCCCCCUCACUGCGCUCGGAUGGACUCUCCGCAUGCUGACCUCACCCUUCAGGAACCCAUUCGUGUACUGCAGUUCCCCGGAUGUUCCCGGCCCUGAGGAGGUGGGUCUCAAACCGAAGUUUUCCAUCUGCACCACAAACCUGUGUCUGCUGCCCGACGCCUGCGCCAGGUUCAACAACCUUAGCGACGGCUACUGGCGAGCGGGGGAGAUCGCCUCCCGAAUCGUCUCAUCCCAGCAGCGGGGGGGAAACCUUGCAUCUCCCCCCGGCCACAUCCCCUCCAAGGGGCAGGGCAACAUUGUCCCUCCCCCCGCCCAGAACGGCCAGCCAAACGGGCCCCUGCACGGGGAGACUCCCUACAACCUCCGGUCCCGGAAGGGCGGCCGACCCGCACCCCAGAACGCCAUCCCACCAACCGUUCCACCUCAGAACACCUUACCGCGGUCCGAUCCCGUUGGAGAGGAUGAGUUCUCGCACGCGGUGGAGUCGCAGUUCCCGGCGCUGGACUUCCUCUGCUGCCAGGAGGUGUUCGACCAGGAAGCCACGAGGAGGCUGGUCGCCGGGCUACAGCGGCAUUUCGGCCACGUCAUCUACGAGCCAGGCCGGUGGAGUUGGAGCACGAACAUUUGGGCGUUUCACAGCGGACUGCUGUUCGCCAGCCGCUAUCCGGUCCUCGCUGCCGAGUUCCGGCCCUUCUCUGCAGCCCGCAAACAGGACAGGUGGGCCGCCAAGGGCGCGCUCAUGGUCAAGGUGUUCCUCGGGAAGACCCAGGAUGGGCAGGAGGCUGUAGGUUACAUCACCACCACACACAUGCAGUCCUACCAAGGUCCGUUUGAGAUCCUCCCGCGGCAGCUGGACGAGCUGUUGACGUGGACGGAGGAUUUCCGGCGCCGGACGCUCGGCAGCGACGACAUCCAGGUCUUCGACAUCCUGUGCGGGGACUUCAACUUCGAUAACAUGUCACCAGGUGAGAAGACUGCAAGGGAACAUCCCCUGAUGGAGAAGUAUGUGGACGUGUGUAGGGCCGGGCCGGGCAGGGACAAGCCGUGGACAAUAGGUACAGAGCUGCGGCAGUGCACGUUCUGGGAGACGUCGAUCUCCACUCCGGAGAAGCUGCGUGCGACGCUGCGGAGCAGGAGGCUGCAGGCGCGGUACCUGCUGGACGGAGACGUGACCGACGCGAACAUGGACAUGGUGUGGACCGUACCGGAGGCGCCGGCGGAGGAGGCGGACGUUCCGGACAUCGCGGGGCGGCGCCGGAUAGACUACGUCAUGUACCGGCCUGAUGGGGGGCGGGGAGACCUGUGUGUGGAGAGGUACACCCUGGUGACGCAGCUGGCCAGACUGACGGAUCACAUCCCGGUCUGCCUCACCUUCAACACAGCCGUCAGCUGAAGCACACCUACCGACACUCUCAGGAACUGCAGCUCCUACAGACAUUCUCAGGAACUGCAGCAAAGGCUCUGGUUACCAAAUCAUGGCCCAAACUAGCAAAUCAGACUCCAUAUUCAGGGUCAAAUGACAAGAUUUUACCUUUAUGUGCAAUCUACUGCAAAUACAACUCUUACGCACAUUACAAUCUGAUAGCCUUGAAAUGUAAGCAUAAGGCACUGGGUACUGGAGCUUCUUUCAAGUUCAAGUUGACAAUCAGAUGUUGCUGAUAUCAUACUUUUAUGUGCAAUCUACUAAUAAGUUCCUUCAAGUUAAACACAACAAAUGUACAUGUAUGUUAGAAAUCAGGGAUUUGAUGUGAAACU
Molecule: messenger RNA, 2338 nt
Organism: Branchiostoma belcheri (Belcher's lancelet)
Lineage: Eukaryota; Metazoa; Chordata; Leptocardii; Amphioxiformes; Branchiostomatidae
Product: sphingomyelin phosphodiesterase 5-like
Exons: 11
Coding region: 357-1976 (539 amino acids)
Biological process (GO): sphingomyelin metabolic process
Cellular component (GO): extracellular region; cytoplasm
Molecular function (GO): sphingomyelin phosphodiesterase activity
Source: RefSeq, a predicted model, not a curated record